AAUUGACGGAGGUUCCAUUUCUAAUUCCCCAUUCCCGCCUAGAUACAAUCGAUGGAUUGACAAUUACAGAAUUAAUUCCCAGACAAUUAAUUCUUUCUUUUUCCUAAUAGAACCCUCUCCUCUCAAUUUACGACUUUUUAUCCACCUUGCCAAUUAACAGUUCUGGGAUCAUUAAUUCGCGAUAAGAUACGAUGCUGUCUUCCUCGAGAAGAGCAGCCACCUUGGCUUUGAGAGCUAAGCCGACAACCCGUAUGGUCCCUUUCCAAUCCGUCGCCGCCAUCUCGACAACCCCUAAGAAGGAUGCCACAUCGGUGACGCCUCACAGCUCCACCGGACUCGCGCAUCGGGAACGUAAAGAAGUACCGCUAGCUAGCCAAGUACCCAAGAAGGGCGCUAUUCAAUAUGCAUUAACAACCCUCGAUCAAAUCGCCAACUGGGCGCGACAAUCCUCUUUCUGGCCCAUGACCUUCGGUCUAGCCUGCUGCGCCGUAGAAAUGAUGCAUCUCUCCACACCACGAUACGACCAAGAUCGACUCGGUAUCAUUUUCCGAGCCUCCCCGCGACAGUCCGAUGUAAUGAUCGUAGCCGGCACUUUGACGAAUAAGAUGGCGCCCGCGCUGCGACAGGUAUACGAUCAAAUGCCUGACCCGCGUUGGGUCAUCAGCAUGGGUAGCUGCGCCAACGGCGGCGGCUACUACCACUACAGCUACAGUGUUGUGCGCGGUUGCGACCGAAUCGUCCCCGUCGAUGUAUACGUUCCAGGGUGCCCGCCUACCAGUGAAGCUCUUAUGUACGGUAUUUUCCAACUACAGCGUAAGAUGAGGGCGACUCAGAUCACGAGGAUGUGGUACAGGAAGUGAAGAGGUGACGAGGAAAUGAAGCAUAGGAAGGAGGAUGGGAAAGAGGAGGGACGAAUGGGAAAAAAGGAAAAGAGGAAGCGAUCAUCAUUACCAUCAUCAUCUACACCUCUAGACCGAAUCCCCGACGGCGUGACGGUAGACCUUUUUUUCUCUUUUGUCAAGGAUGUACAUAAAGAUACCGGGGGGCUGCAUGUAUACACACAGGUUUGCAGAAUGGAAGCCGCCACACCAACGUCUUCGUAUUUCUGGAAAUUUUGGCGAAUUACCUAAUGCUGCUAGAAACAGACCGAGUCCUAAUAUCCCAUGGAGAAGAGCGAUAUGACAUGUGAUUAUUCCAGUCUCGCGAGGGCGCCCGCCUUCAAAUCAUGGAUACUGCACUGAGGAUUACGGUGACACAAAUCGCCGGGGAAUACCCGACCCUUUCUCUUAUUGAGCCAGCUAGGCUGGCGAUCUUCAACUCAUUCUCACCCUUCUACAACUAACU
This is a messenger RNA of Hypoxylon trugodes, 1344 nucleotides long. Its product is annotated as mitochondrial NADH-ubiquinone oxidoreductase 20 kd subunit. The transcript is spliced from 3 exons. Gene Ontology annotation, molecular function: NADH dehydrogenase (ubiquinone) activity; quinone binding; 4 iron, 4 sulfur cluster binding. NCBI's taxonomy places the organism in Eukaryota, Fungi, Ascomycota, Sordariomycetes, Xylariales, Hypoxylaceae. The coding region runs from base 192 to 860 and encodes 222 amino acids. The record is from RefSeq and is a predicted model, not a curated record. Gene Ontology annotation, biological process: mitochondrial respiratory chain complex I assembly; aerobic respiration; electron transport coupled proton transport.